AUGAUGAACCAGCUGCCGUCCUUCCUGCAGCCUGCCGUCCGCAAACCCCGAUAUUCAAUUCGACCAUUUUAUACCUCACUGUUAGUGUUUGCACUUAUUGCAACAGCGAAGUUCCUCUUCACUGGUACUACAAACGAACACGCGCAGGUUGCGCAACCGGGUACAGGGCCAUAUGGGCACCUGUUCAAACGAGAGGGCGAACUUGAGUGCCGCUUGGUCCGCAACGUGAAAGAUCAAUGUGCCUACGUCCGCGCCAACUGCCCCGAUCACGAAGAUGGCCUAAUCUCGUACCUUCAAUUUUACUAUUGCGGUCUGGCCGACGCGAAACCGGUAGCAUUCAUUAUAUUGAUACUCUGGCUAUCACUGCUCUUCAGUACCAUCGGUAUUGCGGCAAGCGAUUUCCUAUGUAUUGAUCUAAGUACAUUGGCCAGCAUUCUAGGAUUGAGCGAGAGCCUCACAGGCGUGACAUUUCUUGCAUUUGGCAAUGGAAGCCCUGACGUAUUUUCCACUUUCGCCGCCAUGCGGUCGAAUAGUGGGAGCUUGGCGAUUGGUGAGUUGAUCGGCGCGGCGACUUUCAUCACCUCGGUUGUCGCGGGCUCUAUGGCUUUGGUUCGGCCAUUCAAGGUCGCGCGAAGGAGUUUUGUCCGAGAUGUGGGCUACUUUGUAGUUGCCGUCGUUUUCAGCAUGUUUAUGUUGGCCGAUGGGAAACUCCAUGUAUGGGAGUCAGCUGCGAUGGUAUGCUUGUACGCCUUCUAUGUUGUAAUGGUGGUGACCUGGCACUGGUAUCUGGUACGACAACGCCGAAAGAAUGAGAGAGACCUUGCAGCGCGAGCUCACUUCCAUAUACCGGAGAACCAAGAGCUGGAGAUCGAAGAGGCCGCUGAGGACGAUGAUCCUGGUGUAGCGUCAGAGUCACGAAGUCUUCUUCGCGGUGCCUCAACUGAAGAUUUUGAUCUUCUGGAGCGCGCAGAGGUUGUUCCUCUGUGGAAAAAGGAAGAUGAUGAGGACGAUGAAACGCGCAACCGGUACUUGGCUGAAAUCCGUGAUAACAUGCACGUUUAUCGGCCAGUGAAAUCGAGGCGUAACACGAUGAACCCCAUUCGACCGAGUCUUGUUGGUGCAUUGGAGUUUCAAUCGGUUCUUCACUCACUGCAGAAAUCAAGAAGCAGCCGUCGCAAUCCGACAAUAAGCCUGAACAGCUAUUCGGACGACGGUGACUCCGAUUUCGACAGGCGCUCGGUGGCAUCGCACCCUCGCGUCAGUCGACCAUCUGCUACUAAUGACCGCUUAUCGCCGUCCAGUGCAGCAGGUUCCUCUCGCGUUCGAGCUGUGUCGGCGAACGAUGCCGUUGGGUUAAAAUUUGACUCCAGUGUCUUGGAGCCCUCGCCAAAACAAGGCCCACUGCUCACAGUGAGCAGACCUUCUCUUGAGGAUACUUCGGGACAAGAAGCCUUGGACUCACGCCAGCUCCCUCGAAUUGACACCGGGAUGGCACUAGACGUGUCUUCUGCGAAUCGGUCGCCGAGUCUGAGUCCAGGUACCACAAGUCCUCAAACUCCCGACCGGCUCGCUCCAUCGGACGCUUUUAACCCCCCUCAUUACCACCACGGAGCUACGAAUGAACGGCCCUCGAUGUCAGUAUCUCCCAGGGGCACCGCAACCCGGGCUCAUUCAGGCUUCGGGCUAGAAAGUCCUUCAGUGCCCUUCCCAUCGUAUACUGAUAUACCAUCCAUGCCAUCCUCACGACCACCUAGCAUUCGACUUCCAAAUUCAGUUAGCCCGUUAGAACGGUUACAAAUUCACGAAGGAUAUGAUGAUUUCGCUCAUGUAGGCCUCCCUUUCCGCAAAUACCUGAGGAAUUGGUGGCCUGACUCGAUCCCCCCUCCCCAGCAGAUUGGUUGCACGCUAUUCCCGACCUUGGCAGGCUGGAAGUCUAAAAAUGUCUGGGAACGCCUGCUCGGUAUUGUAGCAGCUCCCAGUGUGCUGCUUCUUACCAUAACGGUUCCAGUCGUUGAGCCGGAGGCAGCAGGGUCUGUGGAACCGGACCCCAUACCCUCGGUGAUCAUUGAGGACGUCAACGAUGAAGGGAAUCCCUCCCCGAGAGUUAGACUUCCAGCCGAUAGUCCAGUGAUUGUGGCUCAGACACAUGAGUAUGCCGGAUCAGUUUCCAACUUGCCGCCAACGCACCCCCAUCGAAAGUCCUCGUAUGAACAAACCGGUCGCCCGCGAUGGGACUCGGAACUCCCCGCAGUGCCAGCGCCAGGUUCUUCUUCUAUGGAUCCUGCACCAGCAAAGGACUGGAAUCGCUGGCUGAUUUCCAUCCAGCUUUUCACAGGUCCCUUUUUUGCCGUGCUCAUCGCCUGGACGACCAUGGACGAAGAUCGUGAGCUGAGCAACCUCGUUCUUCCCUCUCUCGUCUCCUUAUUAUUCUCCUGCGUCUGUCUCACUGUCCUGAUAAUAAGCACCCGUCGUCAAAAAAACCACCGACGCCCCGGUGCAGAUAUCUCCCUUCCGCUCCUCCCCGACGAAUCCCAACCCAACAAAGGCACUCUUCCACCGCCAUGGCGGCCGUUCCUCUCCCUGCUUGGCUUCUUCGUGGCCAUAGCGUGGAUUGCGACGAUCGCCACAGAAGUAGUCUCCCUCCUCAAGACCAUGGGUGUCAUCCUCAACAUCUCCGAUUCCCUACUCGGAUUGACCAUUUUCGCCGUCGGGAACUCGCUCGGCGAUCUGGUCGCUGACAUCACAGUCGCUCGACUCGGGUAUCCGGUCAUGGCUCUGAGUGCCUGUUUCGGUGGUCCCAUGCUCAAUAUCCUCCUCGGUAUUGGGCUUGGUGGUAUGUAUAUGACCAUCAAUGGCGGGAGCCGGAGAAACAACGAGGCGCUACAGGAUGUCACCCCUGUGCAAGUCCCCUAUGAGAUCGUCAUCUCUAAGGUGCUUGUUAUCAGUGGCGCGACACUUUUGAUUAUCUUGGCUGGGCUCUUAAUUGUUGUUCCUCUGAACAAUUGGAGAAUGGAUCGCAGGAUUGGCUGGGGUCUUAUCGCUGUUUGGUGUAUCAGUACCCUGGGUAAUGUGAUUGCGGAGGUUAUCUUGUGA
Messenger RNA from Penicillium griseofulvum, 3093 nucleotides. RefSeq names its product sodium/calcium exchanger protein. The transcript has 2 exons. NCBI's taxonomy places the organism in Eukaryota, Fungi, Ascomycota, Eurotiomycetes, Eurotiales, Aspergillaceae. Gene Ontology annotation, biological process: monoatomic cation transport; intracellular calcium ion homeostasis; transmembrane transport. Gene Ontology annotation, cellular component: membrane. Gene Ontology annotation, molecular function: monoatomic cation transmembrane transporter activity. Bases 1 to 3093 code for a protein of 1030 amino acids. The record is from RefSeq and is a predicted model, not a curated record.